CUCUAGUAAGCUCGGCGACUGUGUAAUUCUGAUACUCUGCUCCGAGUGGAUGUACAAGGAUGCAGGGGAAGAAGUUGAAGAUUUGCUGCUUUCGGUACGUCUGUGUUGGAUUGAUGCGAGUGGAUACACAAUCCAACGUCAUGCAAGCUGCGGCGGGGUCCCUAGACCGUAAGCGAUACGCAUGGCGACGAUGAUGAUGGCGGAUGUGGGAGAGCCACUCGGAAGGACACAAAUCGUUCGCGUACGUGCUGUGUCUAUAUACGCUACUAGUUGGUAGAUGAGUGGGCUGUCCUUGGGUGGGAGGGGGCGAUGGCACGUAUAAAUACUUGCCCGCAUCUCCUCUCGAGGACCUUGAUGUCUACUUAACUCACUGAUUUACCAUUCUUCCGACCUAAUCGAGUUAGUUUAUCCUGUUUUACUCAAUCAAUUGAUUUAAUUGGAGAGCCAUCAUGUCUGAAUACAGCGGAAAGUGUCACUGUGGGAACACGGAGUGGACGGCUAAGUUGGACAAGGAGCAGCAGGGACACAUUCUCUGCCAUUGCGAUACAUGCAAGAUCCUCUCCGGUAGCGUGUUCACGCUCAACCAAAUCAUCCCCAAAAGCGCUCUUACCAUCACCAAGGGAAGCGACCUCGGAAAAUACACCUACUACGGUGAUUCUGGCAAGGGUGUCCACUGCUACUACUGCAAGAACUGCACGGCCCACGUCUACCACCACCAGGAAAUCAUGGGCGAUGACACAAUUGUGCUUCGCACUGGAUUGCUCAAGGAGGGACUUGACGGCACACUGAAGCCAGCUGCUGAGAUUUACGGCAAGGCGAGGUUGGGCUGGGAGAAGGAGGUUGCCAACACUUUCGAGACCCUUCCGCCCUCCUAGAUGGUGACAUCGUUGAUGGGGUGGCGCAACAUCGAUAUGAAUAUUAGUGCUUUUACUCAAUUGACUACUUUUGAGAAUCAAGCGUUGAUGUAUUCCUAGACAGAGAUACGACUUUCAACUGCCGUGAUUUGUUCAAUUGUGACUGCAUGCAUGUAUCCUACAACGUUGUUGAAUGUUGAAUGUUGAAUGUUGAAUUGUUUUUGAGGUCCUAAUUUACUACAAGGCAUUCCACCCAGCAUAAUUGGACAUGUCUACUUCUAGUUGAUAAUGUUUGUACUUCGCCCAUUUCAAUAUAUAUCAUACCGCCCUCAAUUUGUAUACAGAUAUCCGUUCAUUGCAUAAAUCCAUGCCAACGCCUAACUCCUUCCUCCCAUGCUAUAGAUCGCUC
Molecule: messenger RNA, 1263 nt
Organism: Periconia digitata
Lineage: Eukaryota; Fungi; Ascomycota; Dothideomycetes; Pleosporales; Periconiaceae
Source: the annotation of a GenBank genome assembly